AUGGACACGAGCGGCAACUCGCUGCCGUCCCCGUCGUGCCCCGACGGCAAGAAGCGGGAGGUGUGCUACUACUACGACGCCGGCAUCGCCAGCGUCGACUACGGCGAGGACCACAGCAUGGUGCCCCGCCGAGUCGACAUGGCGCACGCGCUCGUCCGCUCCUACGGCCUGCUCCACGACAUGAGGCGUCUUCGCACGAGGCCCGCCACCGUCACGGAGAUUACCGGAGACUUUCAUGAGCCCGACUACGUUCGUUUGCUGCAGAACCUCACCCCGGAGAGCUUCUACGCCGGCGGCGCCACCAUGAGCGCAGCGAAGGCGCACAAUAUAGGCGUGCUCAAGGAAGGCGAGACUUUCUACGACAACCCUCCCAUCGCCGGCCUCUGGGACUACUGCCAGCGCUACGCCGGCGGGUCGCUGGCCGCGGCGCGCGCGCUCGGCGAAGGCAAAGCCGACAUCGCCAUCAACUGGUCCGGCGGCAUGCACCACGCGUGCAAAGCGGCGGCCAGCGGCUUCUGCUUCGUCAACGACAUCGUGCUCGCCAUCAAGGACCUCCUCCACCACUUCAGGCGCGUGCUGUACGUCGACAUCGACGUCCACCACGGCGACGGCGUCGAGACGGCCUUCCUCGACUCCAACCGUGUGAUGACAGUGUCGUUCCACCAGCGCACCAAGAAUUUCUUCCCGGAGGAAAGGGGACACGUCAACCACGUCGGCGAAGGGGCCGGUCUGUACCGUGCUUUGAACGUGCCGUUCAUGGAGGGCGUCGGCGACGAGGGGUACUGCGAGAUGUUCAAGGCCAUCAUGAAAAGGGUCGUCGACGUGUUCCAGCCGGAGGCCAUCGUGAUGCAGUGCGGCAGCGACUCGCUCUCCGGCGACAGGCUCGGCCAGCUUAACCUGUCCAUCGCCGGCCACGCCCAGUGCGUCAGCUACAUGCGGAGCUUCAACUUGCCGCUGCUCCUUCUCGGCGGCGGCGGAUACACCGUCAACCACGUCGCCGCCUGCUGGUGCUACGAGACGGCGGUGGCCAUCGGCAAGGAGAUCGACGACAACAUACCGGUGCACUGCUACGACACCUACUACAGUGGCCAAGGCUACAAGCUCCAUUACCCGGUGGACAAGCAACUCAAGAACGAAAACAAGAGAAGCUACCUAGAACGCACGAUGACCGCGGUCCUAGAGAACCUCUCCCAUCUCGAGGCGGCGCCGAGCGUGCAGUUCCAGGAUCCGCCCGGGCCCGGCGGAAGCGGAAGCACCAAUACCGAGCCGCUAUUCUACGAACAGGCCCCGCGAGAAGACGACGACCCCAUGGAGAGGCUGCAUCGGCUUUGUGGCGAGAGGGACGAGCGCUGCUUCUUCAGAGAGUUGGGAAAGAAGCGACAGUUGGCAAAUUUUUUUGCGUGA
This is a messenger RNA of Sorghum bicolor (sorghum), 1404 nucleotides long. RefSeq names its product histone deacetylase 19. The record is from RefSeq and is a predicted model, not a curated record. The transcript is spliced from 2 exons. Gene Ontology annotation, molecular function: histone deacetylase activity. The coding region runs from base 1 to 1404 and encodes 467 amino acids. Lineage: Eukaryota; Viridiplantae; Streptophyta; Magnoliopsida; Poales; Poaceae.